This is a messenger RNA of Urocitellus parryii (Arctic ground squirrel), 1714 nucleotides long. RefSeq names its product serine racemase (gene Srr). Gene Ontology annotation, cellular component: cytoplasm. The record is from RefSeq and is a predicted model, not a curated record. Gene Ontology annotation, molecular function: ATP binding; threonine racemase activity; pyridoxal phosphate binding. Gene Ontology annotation, biological process: D-serine biosynthetic process. NCBI's taxonomy places the organism in Eukaryota, Metazoa, Chordata, Mammalia, Rodentia, Sciuridae.
CCUGGGCAACAUAGCAAGACCCUGUUUCAAAAUUAAACAAAAGGCAAAAAUUGUAUAUUUAUUUUGAACCCAAUUCAUUCAAGCAGCUUCACAAAAUGCUUUUCAUCAGAUACAGACCAGUGGCAGUGUCAAAAGAUAUAUGGUAUGAGUGAUGGAAUGACUUUAGCUUCCAUAAGUAACAUCAGUUUAUUUCCUAAAAAAGCUUCACCAAAAAACUUAAUUUCCGUUACAAGUCACAGAAAUUCUGGCACUCCAGGAAUGGAGACAGUUCCACAUAGAACCACAAUCCCCAUUUCUCUUCUGUAUUACGCAUUUUCAAAGCCUUCAACAAAUACAUUUUUAUCAGACUUUGUUUUGACCUCUUGCUUAUUCUUGGGUUUCAGAACCAUGUGUGCUCAGUACUGCAUCUCCUUUGCUGAUGUUGAAAAAGCUCACCUCAACAUUCGAGAUUACAUCCAUCUCACACCAGUGCUAACAAGCUCUAUUUUGAAUCAAGURGCAGGACGCAAUCUUUUCUUCAAAUGUGAAGUCUUCCAGAAAACUGGAUCUUUUAAGAUUCGUGGGGCGCUUAAUGCCAUCAGAGGCUUAAUUCCUGCCACCUUAGAAGGAAAGCCCAAAGCUGUUGUUACUCACAGCAGUGGAAAUCAUGGCCAGGCUCUCACUUAUGCUGCUAAACUGGAAGGUAUUCCUGCUUAUAUUGUGGUACCCCACACAGCUCCCAACUGUAAAAAACUGGCAAUACAAGCCUAUGGAGCCUCUAUAGUUUACAGUGAACCGAGCGACGAGUCCAGAGAAARGGUUACAAAAAGAGUUUUGGAAGAAACAGAAGGCAUCAUGGUACAUCCCAACCAGGAGCCUGCGGUGAUAGCUGGGCAAGGCACAAUUGCCUUAGAAGUGCUGAGUCAGGUUCCCUUGGUGGAUGCACUAGUGGUUCCUGUAGGGGGAGGAGGAAUGGUUGCUGGAAUAGCAAUUACUGUUAAGGCUCUGAAACCUAGCGUGAAGGUAUAUGCUGCUGAACCCUUGAAUGCAGAUGAUUGCUACAAGUCCAAACUGAAAGGGGAGCUGACCCCCAAUCCUUAUCCUCCAGAAACUGUAGCAGAUGGUGUCAAAUCCAGCAUUGGCUUAAACACCUGGCCUAUUAUAAGGGACCUUGUGGAUGAUGUCUUCACUGUCACAGAGGAUGAAAUCAAGGUUCAGUAUUGCCAGGAUUCCGGCUUACCACCAUGUUCAACACUGACAUCUGAGAACCAAUAAGAAAAAAAGCUUCAUAGUCUAGGAAUAAAACAGCCUAACCUGAAAGGCAGCAAACUAAAUGAACAUCAGCCACACAAUAGAACUGACAAUGUUAAUUCAUGGCAAAUUAUAGAGAUGAUGGGACACAGGUGUAUCCUUUAUGUCCAUUAACAACUGCACUAGAACUGAAAAUAGGCUUGACCAGAGUUUUCAUCCAUCUUCUAUGCUAGCUUAUCUUCCCAGAUCUAAUAUUAAAAAGCUUACCAUAUGCCACAAAUACCAGUGGUCUUCAACUCAUUUACUUACCACAUCCCUUCAAAAUCACUCAUUAGACUUCUCUUCCUCAACCUGUACUCACACUAACCAAAAGUCAGAGCUAUCAAUCACAUAACCCCCAAAGUGACAACUACUGGCUACCUAGAGAAAGAGAGAUUUGCACUUUGACAUAAAACUUCAUUUUUUUUAAAUAGGAUUUUUUUCA